Aspergillus caelatus is the source of this 2070-nucleotide messenger RNA. RefSeq names its product F1F0 ATP synthase subunit beta. The record is from RefSeq and is a predicted model, not a curated record. The transcript has 7 exons. NCBI's taxonomy places the organism in Eukaryota, Fungi, Ascomycota, Eurotiomycetes, Eurotiales, Aspergillaceae. Gene Ontology annotation, molecular function: proton-transporting ATP synthase activity, rotational mechanism; ATP hydrolysis activity; ATP binding. Bases 214 to 1767 code for a protein of 517 amino acids. Gene Ontology annotation, biological process: proton motive force-driven mitochondrial ATP synthesis; proton transmembrane transport.
AGCUGAUGCAGCUCUGUCCAUGUUUUCUGCGCGUUGCUCGGUACAUCACGGGAUCGUCGGCAAAACCGCCCCGGAAAGGCUAAGACCGGACACAGUCGCCCGUGUCCACCUCAACCUCAACCUCUUCCCUUCCCUUCCCUCUUUCUUCCCUCUCCCCAUCUUCUCGUCCCUUUGACCUCAUUUAUCCCCGUUUCGCUCUUAAACACCAUCAUAAUGUUCAAGAGCGGUCUUGCCCGGACCUUCGGGAGGGCUGCUUUUGCCCGGCCUACCCCGGUCGCCCGUCGCGUUCCUUCCAAGAUCAAUGCCUUCCCUUCCCUUGCCAGGUUGGCCAGCACUGAGGCCGGCGCUAGCGGCAAGAUUCACCAGGUCAUUGGUGCCGUCGUCGACGUGAAGUUCGAGGGUGAGAAGCUCCCUGCCAUUCUCAACGCCAUUGAGACCGAGAACAAUGGCCAGAAGCUCGUGCUCGAGGUUUCUCAACACUUGGGUGAGAAUGUCGUCCGUACUAUUGCUAUGGAGGGUACCGAGGGUUUGACUCGUGGUGCCGCUGCUCGCGACACUGGUGCUCCCAUCACCAUCCCUGUCGGUCCUGGCACCCUGGGCCGUAUCCUCAACGUCACUGGUGACCCCGUCGACGAGCGUGGUCCCGUCAAGGCCACCAAGUACGCCCCUAUCCACGCCGAGGCUCCUGAGUUCGUUGAGCAGUCCACUGAGGGUGAGAUUCUUGUCACUGGUAUCAAAGUCGUCGACCUGCUUGCCCCCUACGCCCGUGGUGGUAAGAUUGGUCUCUUCGGUGGUGCCGGUGUCGGUAAGACCGUCUUUAUCCAGGAGUUGAUUAACAACAUUGCCAAGGCUCACGGUGGUUACUCCGUCUUCACUGGUGUCGGUGAGCGUACCCGUGAGGGUAACGAUCUGUACCACGAAAUGCAGGAGACUGGUGUCAUUCAGCUCGACGGUGAAUCCAAGGUCGCCCUUGUGUUCGGUCAGAUGAACGAGCCCCCAGGUGCCCGUGCCCGUGUCGCCCUUACUGGUCUGACCAUUGCCGAAUACUUCCGUGACGAGGAGGGUCAGGAUGUGCUGCUCUUCAUUGACAACAUUUUCCGUUUCACCCAGGCCGGUUCUGAGGUGUCUGCCCUUCUUGGUCGUAUCCCCUCUGCUGUCGGUUACCAGCCCACUCUGGCCGUCGACAUGGGUGGUAUGCAGGAGCGUAUUACCACCACCACCAAGGGUUCCAUUACCUCCGUCCAGGCCGUCUACGUCCCUGCUGACGAUUUGACUGACCCUGCCCCCGCCACCACUUUCGCUCACUUGGACGCCACCACUGUCUUGUCCCGUGGUAUCUCCGAGUUGGGUAUCUACCCUGCUGUCGACCCUCUUGACUCCAAGUCUCGUAUGCUCGACCCCCGUAUCGUCGGUCAGGAACACUACGACACCGCCACCCGUGUCCAGCAGAUGCUCCAGGAGUACAAGUCCCUCCAGGAUAUCAUUGCCAUUCUGGGUAUGGACGAACUUUCUGAGGCUGACAAGCUCACUGUCGAGCGUGCCCGUAAGCUUCAGCGUUUCCUGAGCCAGCCUUUCACCGUCGCCCAGGUUUUCACUGGUAUCGAGGGUAAGCUGGUUGACCUUAAGGACACCAUCCGCUCCUUCAAGGCCAUCAUCAACGGAGAGGCUGAUGACCUUCCUGAGGCUGCUUUCUACAUGGUUGGUGACCUCGAGUCCGCCCGUGCCAAGGGUGAGAAGCUCCUGGCCGAGCUCGAGAACAAGGCCUAAAUGUAAUAUUGUUUUUAAGCGCCCUUUUCUUUUUUGUUAGACAUGGACUUCCUUUCUUCAGUUAUCCGUUUUCUGUCGAUACGUGUACAGUACUCGAAUUAAGAAAAGGGAGUUGAACGAAAGGCUUAUCCUCCCUGUUCAGAAGAAAAAGGAAGGGAGCACUAUUACACCUACCUUAAAGUCCGGAAGUACCUUCCGGACUUGUGUUACACUACGUGCUCAUGUAAGUAAGUUAAAACGACCACAUUCAGCCUGAUACCCUCGGGGCUGGGACAAUUGUAUUCAUUUCUUUUGUUGCACCAA